This is a messenger RNA of Scutellospora calospora, 426 nucleotides long. Lineage: Eukaryota; Fungi; Glomeromycota; Glomeromycetes; Diversisporales; Gigasporaceae. The record is from the annotation of a GenBank genome assembly.
AUGGAAUAUUGUUAUAAUAAAAAGAGGCUUGAUUAUUUAGCUAUUGAUGCAUUUAUUAAAGUAUCAAGAUUAGGAUAUUUAUUUACUUCUAAAGAAUUACUUAUAGUAAAGGAAUAUGCUAAUAUGUAUGAUAAUAAUUAUUUUUUUACGAUAAUGAAAAGACAGUAUCAGAAUGAACUUACUGAAAAUAAUAUUAUCAAUUUACGUAAUUCAGUUGUUGAUUUUGAUAAGCAAGGUUCAUAUGACAAUAAAUCAGAAAGUUUAAUUGAACUAGUGAAAUUAGGACAAGUAAUCAAUAGAAAUGCUAGUAGGCAUCCUGCAUUAUUAAGAUAUCCACAUACUCCUCUUUCAGGAGCAAAUAUUUCUGAUGGACAACUUUUCCAAGGACUAGUACUACCAGCAUGGCUUCUACAACUACAUAACUGA